GAUAAGAGUACUGAGCUAUAAUAAAUAUUUUUUGAUAUUUCUGCAAGCAAGACUACCGGGACGCAUAUUUAAAGUACUUGAAAAAAUUCCAUAAAUUAAAUAUGAAAGUUUACAUCCUUUUAUUGGCUUUGCGACUAAGUGCGUGCUACGGUAUAACAUGCCCACCCACGCCUACAUGUCCUCCACCAACUAAUUGCGCAAACGUGGUUACAUGCCCGCCAUGUACAACAGACAAGCCAGGACCUACAGAAACCACACCACGUCCACAAACAGGACCUUCAGGUAUUUACUGCAACGAAAGCGAGAAGUGCGUUGAUCAGCCAGAUGGCACUAUGUUCCCCGACAAUGGAAGUACUGGUUACAUUUUUUGUCAAUGUGGAUGUGAUAUCUUAAUGCCAUGUCCACCAGGAACUGCUUUUGACGAUCACAACAAAGUAUGUGAUCACAUUCCAUCGCCAUGCCCACCGCCUCCGGCAUGUGCAGAAUGCCCACAACAAGAGUGCCCACCAUGCGACGGACAUUCGGAAGUCGGCCCAUCAGGUAUUGCGUGUCAUGCAUCUAAGCAUUGUGUUGGUCAGCCGGAUGGGGCCAUGUUUCCACUUGCUGAGAAAAACGGUUUCAUUGUUUGUCAGUGUGAGUGUGACAUUGAACGGCCUUGUGCUGAAGGAACAGCUUAUGAUAGUGACUUAAAAACUUGUGCUCUUAUUAAUCAAAAUAAUAGAAGAUUAUCAGUGCGGUGAAUAUAUUAAGUGCGCAUCGCGUUAACUUUCUGUGCAAAUAUCAAAUGGAGGCAUUGACCUCUCCAGACAGCUUCCAUGUAUAGCUGAAUUAGUUUUAAGUUUUUUGUAUGUGAAUUUAAAUAUAAUAAAAACAUAUAUA
Glossina fuscipes is the source of this 879-nucleotide messenger RNA. RefSeq lists its product as uncharacterized. Lineage: Eukaryota; Metazoa; Arthropoda; Insecta; Diptera; Glossinidae. The transcript is spliced from 2 exons. The coding region runs from base 102 to 740 and encodes 212 amino acids. The record is from RefSeq and is a predicted model, not a curated record. Gene Ontology annotation, molecular function: chitin binding. Gene Ontology annotation, cellular component: extracellular region.